Messenger RNA from Pieris macdunnoughi, 444 nucleotides. The record is from the annotation of a GenBank genome assembly. NCBI's taxonomy places the organism in Eukaryota, Metazoa, Arthropoda, Insecta, Lepidoptera, Pieridae.
AUGGCAUCUCUUAUUAAAAGUCAAAUUGGUUAUAAAGAAACAUUAAAACGUGCUUAUCAGAAUUUCCGAAAAUCUCCAAAAGAUAGACUGGCCAAAGUUUCCUAUAUUAAAACGAAAUUAGAAUUGUUAGAAAGUGAUUGGAAAACAGUAACUAAUAAUCAUAACAGGAUUUUAGAGAAUUUUGAUAGCACAAUUGAAGAAGAAUAUUUAAAUGUAUAUGAAGAGUUGGAGGACACAUACUUAAAUUAUAAACUUAGUUUAUUGGAUGUGUUGCCCAACUCUGACAAUGUUAUGGAUAAUCCUUGUAUGAAUAAUCAGUCUUGUAAAGGUGAAUCAAAUUUAAGAUUACCAAAAAUUAGUAUUCCUGUAUUUUCGGGAAAUUAUUCAGAUUGGCAAACCUUUAAAGACCUAUUCGAAUCCUUAAUCCAUAACAACACAUCUUAA